AUGGCGACACAAAAAUUCAUUUUCUUCACUGCCUGUGCUCUCUGCAUAAUCUCCCUGAGACUGACUGGUGCCGGAGUUCUUCCGGCAAUUGCUCCGGUUGCUCUAGCCGUGGACCCGGAUUCAGAUCCUCAUCCUCAAUACACAUAUGCCUAUGAUGUCCGAGAUUCCUUAACUGGAGACUCAAAAUCUCAACAUGAGAGCAGGGAUGGAGAUGUAGUAAGAGGCAGCUACUCAUUAUUGGACGCUGAUGGUCUUCUCAGGACAGUGGUGUACACUGCAGAUCCAGUUAAUGGUUUCAAUGCUGUAGUUCAAAGAGCACCACCUUCUGAUGCUCAAGUUGCUGCUGCUCCUGUUUUGCAUCAUUAG
This is a messenger RNA of Ctenocephalides felis (cat flea), 366 nucleotides long. RefSeq names its product larval cuticle protein A2B-like. NCBI's taxonomy places the organism in Eukaryota, Metazoa, Arthropoda, Insecta, Siphonaptera, Pulicidae. The transcript has 2 exons. Gene Ontology annotation, cellular component: extracellular matrix. Bases 1 to 366 code for a protein of 121 amino acids. The record is from RefSeq and is a predicted model, not a curated record.